This is a messenger RNA of Acanthosepion pharaonis, 1101 nucleotides long. The record is from the annotation of a GenBank genome assembly. NCBI's taxonomy places the organism in Eukaryota, Metazoa, Mollusca, Cephalopoda, Sepiida, Sepiidae.
AUGGCUGCCUGCUUAGAAAUAGCAACGAUUGCUGCAUUUCUUAUUAUAUUAUUUGCCCUUUACUUUGUACGUAUUUCUUCUUCUUCCUCUUCUUCUUCUUCUUCUUCCUCUUCUUCUUCUUCUCCUCCGUCUUCUUUUCUUCUUCUUCUUCUUCUUUUGCUUCUUCUUCCUCUUAUUCUUCUUCUCCUCCUCCUCUUCUUCUUCUUCUCUUCUUCUUCUUCUUCCUGUUCUUCCUGUUCUUCUUCUUCUUCUCCUCCUCCUUCUCCUCCUCCUCUUCUUCUUCUUUUUCCUCUUCUUCUUACUGUUCUUCUCCUCCUCCUUCUUUUAGUCUUUUCUUCUUCUUCCUUUUCUUCUCUUCCUACUCCUUUUUCUUCUUUUUCUCCUCCUCCUUCUUCUUCUUUUCUUCUUCUUCUUCUUUUUUCUAGGCUUUCUUUCUUCAUGUCCUCUAUCUUUUUUAUAAUCGUUCUUUGUCCUAUGGACUCUUCUUCUUCUUCUUCUUCUUCUUCUUGUGGCCCACCCACACUUUCGUCCUACAAAGAAACCCUGUUUACCAAAGUCACUCGCUAUAAUUUCCCACCCAAUCAUGAUCCGUUUAUUUUUUUUUUCCUUCUUAAUUCCCGCCAACUUCUCGAUCUUUCGAUUUAUCAAUCGGUGUCGGACCUUCCCUUUACUUUCAAUUUCUUCCCAAGUUUAUUUUUACUUUCAUUCACUUCAUUCUUCUUUCACUCUUCCAUUCAUUCAUAUAACACUGCUUUCUUCUAUCGGUCCAUCUCUCGUUAUAUCUAUCUAUCUAUCUAUCUAUCUAUCUAUCUGACUACGAAUUAUCUAUCAACUUGUGCUAUAUCUGUUUGUUUAUCUAUCUAUCUGAGCUUCUAUCUAUAUUUUCUAUUAUCUAUCACUCACUCUUUUUAUAUAUAUCUCAUUCUCUUCAUGCCAUUCUAUCUAUCUAUCUAUCUAUCUAUCUAUCUAUCUGUAUAUAUAUCUAUCUAUCUCAUUCUGUUCAUAUGUCUAUUUCAUUCUGCUAAUAUCUCUCUAUCUCAUUUUCUUCAUAUCUCUCUCUAUCUAUCUAUCUAUCUAUCUAUCUAUCUAUCUAUCAGUUAG